This is a messenger RNA of Cherax quadricarinatus, 2134 nucleotides long. RefSeq lists its product as uncharacterized. NCBI's taxonomy places the organism in Eukaryota, Metazoa, Arthropoda, Malacostraca, Decapoda, Parastacidae. Gene Ontology annotation, cellular component: neuron projection membrane. The record is from RefSeq and is a predicted model, not a curated record. Gene Ontology annotation, biological process: synapse organization.
GCACUUUUCUUAAGAGAGUUGUACAUAAACUGGAUUAAAGCUAUUAAUAGCUGACCUGUGCAGCGGCGCCAUCAGCAGUCGUGUCCGUGGCGCCAGCAACGGCGCAGAUCUUGGCGCUCUCUCCUGACGCUGAGCCGAAUGAUCCAUACGGGCACAGCGCCUCUCUAUAUAACUUAUUUCAAUUCAUUAUACGUAUUGUAUAAGUUCAAAGCCUACAGCAUAUAUAAUACACUCGUAACGCAGGAUGUCGAAGAUAUUACCCGUGUUGUGCCUGUGUAUCCUAGUGGUUGGGGUCUCACUAGGGGGUCCACCGGACUUACCUUGUCCUGCAGUGAAAUAUCCUGAUGGUUCCAGGGCUAUGAUGGUCCUGGGCGGACGAGUCGCAGCUAUAAAUUGCGGGCCAGUGAUGAAGGUAGUGUUGUGUGUGUCUGGAAAAUGGUCAUCGGCGGCUCCCUGUGCCAAAAAGGCGACCAGAGGCCAAAUGGACGCACGUAGAGAGGCGGUAAGAGACACAUGGAAGCAGCUAGUUCCAGGAGAGACGUGGAAUCCGGUACAAGCAGCGAUAGUUGCAGAGAUAGGCAUAGAUAAAGAGAUAGGAAGAAAGGCUGGACUAGCUGCAGAGAGACACAGAGAGGCAGGAAUAGUUGCAGAGAGAAGUAGGGAGGGAGGGAAAGGUACAGUGAUAGGCAAAAAGCUAGUGAUAGAUGAAGAGAUAGAAAGAGAAGCGGGGAUAGAUACAGAGAUAGUAAAAGAGACAGGUAUAGUUGCAGAGAUAGAAAGAGAUGCAGAGAUAGUUACAGAGAGAGGAAAAGAGACAGGCAUAGCUGCAGAGACAGGAAGAGAGUUGAAUAUGGUUAUAGAAAAGGGAAGAGAUGAAGGCAUAAUCUUAGAGAAGGGAAGAAAGACAGGGAUAGUUACAGGCACAGGAAAACGAGCAGGGAUAGUCGCAGAAAUAGGAAGAGAGGCAGGGAUAAAGGGAGAGAUAAGAAAAGAAGCGGAAAUAGUUGCAGAUACAGGGAGCAAUGCGGGGAUAGACCGAGAGACAGAGAAAAUUAUAUGGGUAAGUGCAGAAACAGGGCGACAGAAGCGCUCUCCCAACACGGGGAAAUACGAGGAGUUAAGAAGGCGAGUUAAAGUCCAACGGAAACUCCGUCAGGGAUUAAUUUCGACCAGCAUAGACGACAGUACCCCAUCUGUGGUCCGCGUGCAGGCAGGAGGUGACGUCUUUCUGCUGUGUCGUGUCCAGAACCUCGGCGCCCACUCCGUCACCUGGUCCAGACUCCACAACAAUCAAGUCAUUGCCAUAGACACCUCCAUCCUCGUCAACGACCCACGUUUCUCCACAAGCUUUGAAGAACAGACGGAGACCUGGUUCUUGAGAGUGACGGGUGUUAGGAGAUCGGACGCUGGGUCGUAUGAGUGCCAGGUCAGCACACGACCCCCGCUGAAGAAAGUGGUGAGGCUACGGGUAAUUCCCCGCGGCCAGCCUCUGGAAGAUGAUGAUUAUCAAGGUAAUCUAAUACUGAUACUGGUGAAGGGUUAUUAAUCCAAGAAGACAGCGGUACUGGUACUCUUCCAAGCAUCAAACUUAAGUACCUGCUAUUCCCCAGGUGCUAUAAGACCCCAGCGGAUUUACUGCUUCCCCUUGGCUAGAUAACAACAAUAAUAAUUAUGUAGUCAGAUAUUUUGCUAUAAGCCUUAGUUUUUUAGAUUUAAGACCUACAAGUUAAAUGAAGGAAGGCCGUUAAAACAGCUGUCUUCUCUAAUCAAAUCUGAUUAGUAGUAUACGUAAUGGGUCAUUAGUAAGUAUAUUUAGGUACAGGUACACAUAAGUACGUAGUUUAACGUGUAAAUUACCUAGGAUAACCCAAAAAAGUCAAAGUGACUUAUUUCCAUUGGGGCCCUUGACUUAUUUCCAUUGGGGCCCUUGACUUAUUUCCAUUAAGGCCCGAGUCAGGAAGCCCUCGGUCUGUUUCCCAACAAAUAAAAUAAUACAACGUGACAUAAGUAUAAAUAUCCUAGCCUUUAUUUAUAUUAUGGAAGCCUAGAGUGUGUACAUGAGAUAAGAUAAGAUAAGAGAAGCUGAUCCAUCAUUGUAAGUUUAUUCCGGUAUACACAAAUACACUUACAUAGA